CUUACCCUCCUCCGCCUGCAGCACCUCCGCCUCUGCAAAAAUGCAAAAUUUGCUUUUCUCUUGGAAGAGCGUGUGCCCAAGAGUUUGAGGAUGCAGAGUUGGAGUGUUCUUGGCUGACACCAUGGAAGGGGAAAAGAAGGCAAAGCUGUUCCAGAUUUGUCAGUAAAAAUAUUUGGGUUGCCUCUUCCUUCUGCCGCUCCCAGUACUGCUUGUGUGCUCAUUGGGUGUGGACCUGAUACCUUUUUUGUGAAGCCACAGCUGAGGAGACUCCAGCACUCGCCAUGGCUGACAAAAAGCCCAAGGAAGGUGUCAAGACUAGGAGCAAUGACCAUAUUAAUUUGAAGGUGGCAGGGCAGGAUGAUUCUGUGGUACAGUUUAAGAUUAAGAGGCAUACACCACUUAGUAAACUAAUGAAAGCCUAUUGUGAACGACAGGGUCUGUCAAUGAGGCAGAUCAGGUUUCUAUUUGAUGGGCAGCCAAUCAAUGAAACAGACACACCUGCACAGUUGGAAAUGGAGGAUGAAGAUACAAUUGAUGUGUUCCAGCAGCAGACAGGAGGUGUCUACUAAUAAUGGAACCUGCUACUUUACCCCAGAAUUCUGUCCUUCCAGAUCAAGAAGACAUUCUCAAUUAGAAAACCACAAUUUGGUUCCACGACAGCCUGACUACUACGGUAUAGUUUUCUCUAGUAUUUCAUUUUCCCCUUCCCUGUUCAUUUACUGGACAUAAAAGUAACUGUGUAUGUGCACAAGCAUAUUGCAUUUUUUUAACUAAUUGGCCAAUAGUAUGUUUUUAUUGACAUCAAAUGGAGAUGGGAAGGGCAAAUACCCCAUUUCUGUGAAAAUGUUCCUUUUCUCCACUAGUGGCGUGUUCAUUCAGCUCUUUAUAUUCCAGUAAGUUGUUUUGCUCUCACUGCUUAACAAAACAAAGAGCAACAUAAAAACCCUUGCAUACCUUGUUAGAUUGGAGAAUUUUAAUGUUUUUUAUUUAUGAUUGAAAAACUAAGUUUAUAAUUUUUUGUACAUAGCUGUUACAUAUAGGGCAAUCUGUCUUUAGGUAGGGAUAAAACUGAAUCCUAGAUAGCUUUCCUUUCAAGUAAAAUGUCUUGUUGUCUAAAUAAACUCCGUG
This is a messenger RNA of Prionailurus viverrinus (fishing cat), 1128 nucleotides long. RefSeq names its product small ubiquitin-related modifier 2-like. The transcript is spliced from 3 exons. Gene Ontology annotation, cellular component: nucleus. Gene Ontology annotation, molecular function: protein tag activity; ubiquitin-like protein ligase binding. The coding region runs from base 282 to 569 and encodes 95 amino acids. The record is from RefSeq and is a predicted model, not a curated record. Lineage: Eukaryota; Metazoa; Chordata; Mammalia; Carnivora; Felidae. Gene Ontology annotation, biological process: protein sumoylation.